AUGAGCGUUCUGCUUGUCCUACUGAUUCCGCUUGCUCGUGUCCUGGGAGAACGUUUGCCAACCUGGAGGCCUGAUUCAUCAGCACCAUCAUUCCCCGUGAGAGAUUCCAGUCUUCUGAGUCUUCCUGACAACUACACUCGAAGAAACCCGCGACCUGCCAACCUGAACGAGAUAUUGGAGAUCCGCUCUGGAAUCACAGAUGUGGCGACAAGGACAUUCCGUGGCGUGGAGAAAAUACGAGCUCAUAACGGAACUUUGUAUCUGAGUGGUGGUUUGACUUUCGAUGUACCGUACUUGGAGAUUGAAGGCAACCUGAUGAUUGUGGCGGUCGCAACUGGUUUCACCUGCAUCACAGUGAAGGGUGUUCUUAUUAUCAACGGAAAUUUGUCCAUCAGUGAUUGCGAAGGUCCUGAUGGAGGUGCCAUCAAUGCAAAUGAGUUCAAUAUGACUCAGGGCAUCUUGACAAUUCAGAACAGCAGCACAGUUGCAGGCCAUUGGAGAGAUUUCACCUCGGGUGGAGCUAUUCAAGCUGAUCACUUUCAACAGACGGGUGGCCAGAUUGUCAUCCAGCACUGCAGAGCCCAUGGCCCAGGAGGAGCUAUUUGGGCAGAUGAAUUCAGCUUCAAAGGUGGUUCUUUGCAGAUCGAGAAUUGCGAAGCAAUCAUCAAUGGGCAAGGAGGUGAUGACAUUGACUUCUCGGACGUUGAGACGGAAAUAGGAGCAGCUGUGGCAGCAAGGGGAGGGGGUGCCAUUGCAGCGCGCCGCUUCGACGUAUUUGGCGGCACUUUGAUUCUAAAGCAUUGCUCUGUGAGAGGAGUUGAUCAUCCAGGUGAGGGUGGAGCUAUUUCGGCCUGGAAGGUUGACAUCAGCGAGGGGGUUCUGCUGAUUCAGCACUGCAGAGCAGAAGCUUUAAAAGGAGGUGGUUUUGGUGGUGCCAUUGCUGCGGGGAAAUACAUGCAAUCUGGCGGGAACGUCACAAUCACAGCAUCUUCAGCCAGAGGAUCCGGUUUCCACCCAGGCUAUGGAGGUGCCAUACAUGCUGAACAAGCUGGUGUGUUUGGGGGAAAUUUGAUGAUCAACGAUUGCAGAGCUGAAAGUCUCAAAGCAAGUCAUGGUGGAGGCAUAUACGUGGUGGAAUUGUAUCGCCAGAUCGAAGGCAAUGUGACUAUUGAAAACUGCUCGGCUGAAGGUGACGGUGGAGGUCUCUUUUCCAGUGAAGAUAUGAUGCAGCAUUCGGGCAGGUUACAAAUACGGCAAUGCCAUGCCUUAGGAGAAGGAGGCAAGGGUGGUGGCAUUUAUGCUGAGAGGAUCUACCAGAACAACGCAGAACUUCAGGUUAAAGAGUGCACUGGAGAUCUUGGAGGUGCCAUGUUCAUGGAUGAAUGGAAACAGACCGAGAGAUCUACUGCUAUCUUCCAAGAUUGUGUGGCAUCCAGAGAUGGUGGCGCAGUGUUCUCCCGAGGCGAUCUCAAUUUGAGUGGGAAGAUUGUGUUCAAAGGCUGCCGUGCAGAAGGCAGUGGAGGAGGGAUACGAGUGCAAUCAGCUCGGCUGAAUGUAACUUCAGCAGUUACCUUCGAUGAGUGCACUGCAGGCCAAAGUGGCGGUGCUCUGUAUACGAACGGUAGCGCUGAAUUUCAUGGGGGAGCUUUGUUCUGA
This is a messenger RNA of Durusdinium trenchii, 1656 nucleotides long. NCBI's taxonomy places the organism in Eukaryota, Dinophyceae, Suessiales, Symbiodiniaceae. The record is from the annotation of a GenBank genome assembly.